UAAUUUCCAAAUGUCAAUUUCGGAGUUUUGGUUAUGCCGGCUAUCAAUAACGUAUCCAGAAACAUAUCAUUACGUAUUUAUGAACAGUUGGUAGUUGUUAGGGUUCAGAUUCGGGAAUAUGGAUCCAUUGUCAGAUUGAUUCAGUAUAAUCGACUACAAAAGUUUGUUAAACAGUAGCUUUGGCAUUAAGGAUAUAGAAUAUGAGAGUGAACGAUAACCGGCUGUUGAUAUACGUGACCGUACCCUUGUGCGUCUUCAUCUUGAUCUUUAUCCAUGACGUCAUCAUCACGCGGGAGGAGGCUGCUCGUUUAGCGGAAAUGGUAAAUGGACGCUACGCUGUAAUCAUCAACACGGAGGUCUUCAUGAAUCAACCCGCUGAAUUUAACGGUGGUAAUAUACAGCAUGGUUUCAUAAAAUCAAAAGUGGAGAUCGACAAACCUAAAGAACCAAGAGUGGGAAUCGAUUCCAGGGAAACGCCAGAUUUUAACGUAGCUUUACGAAAUUCGAGUAACUGCAACUCUAGCCUGUUUUUGUCCCUCGGAAAUCUCGCGAGAACUCGACUAUAUUGGCAAAUGAAGCUUUAUAUCACAAGUAACGGCUACAAGAAAGUUAACGUUAUAAUGUUGACAGAGGAGUACUUAGAAGCCGCUCUUAAUUGGAUGGUGACAUUCCAGCUAUUCCAGAAUAAACGAUUUCAACAGAUCCUAUUCAUCACCCCAGAUCUCUCGAUUCUAAACUAUCUCACCGAGCGUAAUUUAGAUUGCAUCUAUGCCGAUGUCCAUGAUAUCAUGUACCCUGGAUACAGGAUUGACAUCAAAUCAAUCUGGUUCCUGAGACUAGCAGUCUGGAGAUUGAUCAAUCACUUUGGCUGUGAUGCGUAUAACUAUGACGCAGAUGCUCUACCGCUAAAGGACCCAAAUACAGUGUAUGAUAAUUAUCUGAAUGAGACCAUAGUCGGUACAAUGUCUGGGUAUACACCACUUGAACUACAGCGACUUUGGGGAUUCACGCUGAACAUGGGUACCAUCAUUUUCAGGAAGACAGCUGUUAAAAGUCCAUUUUGGGAUUUCGCGCAUACACUGAUGGCUGAAGCGACUGGGCGUGGUCCACAAAGUGAUCAGUAUGUCGUCAACAUGGUUCUCGCUAAGAUGAACAUAAAAUGGUCGAGACAUAUUCCACCUGAUUGUGAACCUGAUGAAUGUAAAAAUACACCUGUGUAUGGGCGUACAGAUUACGACCUUAGAGUUGCUACCAUACCCGUACAAUUCUUUUGUAGACGGGCCUGUCGAACCAGAGACAUACAUAACUACACAAUAUGGCACCCACCAGCCAGACUAACAAAAAAAAGAUUGUGGUUUUUAAAGAAUAAUUGGAAAUCAGUCGAUAACCAAUACCAUUUUCUUUCGACGUCUGAAUGGCUUAAGCGACUAGCUAAUCAUACGGCCUUCAAUAAUUUUAAUAGAUAUGGUCUACAGAGUAUACUGUAGAUACCUUUAGUUCUGAGAGCCAUGAA
Messenger RNA from Owenia fusiformis, 1513 nucleotides. The record is from the annotation of a GenBank genome assembly. Lineage: Eukaryota; Metazoa; Annelida; Polychaeta; Sabellida; Oweniidae.